CCGGUCCGGCCCAGCCAUGGGCUCGGGCGCAGUGCGGGCGCGCUACCUCGUGUACUUCCAGUACUUGGGCACCGACUUUAACGGGGUCGCGGCCGUCAGGGGCGCCCAGCGCGCGGUCGGGGUCCAGAACUACCUGGAGGAGGCCGCCGCGAAGCUGAAGUCGGUCGUGCCGGUCAAGUUCGUCAUCUCCAGCCGCACGGACGCGGGGGUCCACGCCCUGAGCAAUGCGGCGCACCUGGACGUCCAGCGCCACUCAGGCCAGCCGCCCUUCCCCCCCGAGGUCCUGACAGAGGCCCUGAACAGCCACCUGAGGCACCCCGACAUCCGGGUCCUGCAGGCCUUCCGUGUGCCCAGUGACUUCCAUGCCCGAUACUCUGCCACGUCCAGGACCUACCUGUACCGCCUGGCUACGGGCUGCACCCGGCCUGACCAGCUGUCUGUGUUUGAACGAGACCGAUGCUGGGCACUGCGGGCAGACCGUUUGGAAGUGGCUGCCAUGCAGGAGGCUGCCCAACACCUUCUAGGGACACAUGAUUUCAGCGCUUUCCAGUCGGCCGGCAGCCCGUCCACCAGCUCCGUGCGCACGCUGCGCCGAGCCUCAGUAUCUUCUGCUGCAGCCGGCCCCUGGGUCCUCCCUCAGGAGUGCAGAAGGUUGCGGUUCUGGAGCCUGGAGUUUGAGAGCCAGUCCUUCCUGUACAGACAGGUUCGGAGGAUGACAGCGAUCCUGGUGGCCGUGGGGCUGGGGGCUUUGACGCCUACUCAGGUGAAGAUGAUUCUUGAGAGCCGGGACCCUCUGGGCAGGCACCAGACACGUGUAGCCCCAGCCCAUGGCUUAUUCCUGAAGUCGGUGCUGUAUGGGGGCCUUGGGGACUUUGGUAAGAGGUGGCCUGGGAAGGUCCCUACUUGUCCCCCACUGACUGACCCCCACUCCAGGCUGGGUCCCUGCUGGAGGAGGAGCCCUUGGUGGCAGUGUGGUCACAGCCCUCACUUGUCAUUCUAGCAGCUGGGAGUCCAGCCUGUGCCCAGCAGGAAAGGCAGGACCAGGGACUAGGGGAGCCCCCAGGUCAGCCAGAAGACUUCAGAGACUAGUGGCCCAAAAGCAGGCAGCCUAGAGUAAGGUGUCUGUGUCCCUCAGGCCCAGAGCCGCCUCAACCCACACACCACAAGUUCCCAUUGGGGGAGGGAGGCUGAGGGGGGGCUCCCAGCCUUUGCAGAGAACCCCCUACCCCCACCUGACCUCAGAUCUGUCUA
This is a messenger RNA of Molossus molossus (Pallas's mastiff bat), 1251 nucleotides long. It is a transcript of the gene PUSL1, whose product is annotated as pseudouridine synthase like 1. The transcript is spliced from 7 exons. Bases 17 to 1000 code for a protein of 327 amino acids. The record is from RefSeq and is a predicted model, not a curated record. NCBI's taxonomy places the organism in Eukaryota, Metazoa, Chordata, Mammalia, Chiroptera, Molossidae. Gene Ontology annotation, biological process: tRNA pseudouridine synthesis. Gene Ontology annotation, molecular function: pseudouridine synthase activity; RNA binding.